UUGAUUUCCACUCAUUUGUUCACGAGUUGAGCGGUCGGUUGUGUGUUGUAUUUUCUGGUGAAUUGCACGAUUUUGCGGCGAGUGAUAUUACGUACGCAUUUUUAUUUUUAAUUAGAUGAAUAAAAUCGUGCAUAAAUCCGGUUUUUCUACAACUCGAAAUCAUUUCUAAACUGCGCUACAGAAGCGCAAAAUGUAAUUAUAAUUAAAUAAUAUCGAUUAAGAACAAGUGAAAAAUUGUGAAUUUAGAUUAGUGAAGAAGUCAACAUACUCUACAUACAUAUAUACGUGAAUGUGUGUGUGUGUGCGCUAUUGUUGCGCUAACCCCUCAUACCUGCUGUUGAUUAACCAUCCCUUGCCAGUUUCAAACGCAUCUUUAUGAACUGCUUGAUUAUACCAAGCCGCCAAUUAUUUGUGUGUGUGGGCAAAAAGUGCUUGUAACAGCAACAAUAUAAAUGGGAAGUGUGUUCAAAGCUAUUUGCAUACAUUCCUUUUAAUUAAAUUUGCUUCGCAUUUCGGUUUUCACAUUUAAUAGAGUGCAGAUUAUUUGUAGUACUAAACGCUUCCAUAACAUAAACGCUUACAAGCAAUACACGCUUCCUCGCUUUUUAGCAGUGCUUGGCUGACAGAUCGUCGAGCUGCAGUGCGUUAGAGAAUCAUAAAACUAAAAUCUAAGUAAAAAUGACGUUACAACAGUUGUUGAAUUACAAAUACCUGACCAAGGAGCAACUAAAUGGCUUUGACAACUACAAAUACAGCGCACGCGACACCUCGCCCCUGAGCGUAUAUGUUAUGCACCCAUUCUGGAAUUGGACUGUCAAGUUCUUUCCCCGAUGGCUGGCACCGAAUGUUAUGACCUUUCUUGGCUUCCUUUGUACGGUGGUGAAUUUGCUGCUGCUAUCUUAUUAUGAUUGGAGUUUCUAUGCGAGUUCUGGCUUACCAAACACCACCCCCAUACCAAAUUGGGUGUGGCUGUGCUGCGCUAUCAAUAUUUUCUUGGCCUACACAUUGGAUGGUAUCGAUGGCAAACAAGCACGCCGCAUUGGUUUAUCCGGGCCGCUGGGUGAACUCUUCGAUCAUGGGCUCGACUCAUAUACAGCAGUGCUGAUACCCACUUGCCUGUAUAGCAUUUUUGGACGUAGUCCCGAGUACUCUGUGGCACCCAUACGCAUGUACUACGUAUGUUGGAUGGUGUUCUUCAACUUUUAUGUCUCUCACUGGGAAAAGUAUAAUACCGGCGUUUUGUAUUUACCCUGGGGUUAUGAUUUGAGCAUGUGGGGCUCAACAGCUAUGUACCUGUUGACAUGGUGGUUCGGCUAUGAAUUUUGGCAACAAACACUACCAUUCGGCAUCACGCUCGGUCUGAUGAUGGAGUUCGUUUUGCACAUCAGCGCAAUGGCCAAUACACCGAUGGUGGUGAUUAAUGUGUACAACUCUUACGUGCAGCGCACGGGAAAAAUGCGUUGCUUCAGUGAAGCAAUGCGUCCAUUAUGGCCACUUUUGGCGUUCAUUGUCAUAAUGCUGCUGUGGCCUUACAUCUCACCGAAUGAUAUUAUGGAAAAAGAUCCACGCAUAAUGUUUCUGUUGAGCGGGACAAUAUUCUCGAAUAUAAGUUGUCGUCUGAUUGUGGCGCAAAUGUCCAAUACGCGUUGCGAUGCCUUUCAUUAUAUGAUGCCCGUAUUCUUGAUCUUCGUCGGCAUCGGCUUAUGGAUACCGCUGCUCGAACGUUUAAUGCUCUACGUGCUGUUCAUCGUUACCACACUAACACACUGGCAUUAUGGCACAAAUGUGGUGAAUGAAAUGUGUGAGCAUUUCAAUCGCAUUUGCUUCAGCGUGAAUAUGCGACAACCAGCUGUGCGACAUGCCGAAGACGUACGCCUGCAUGACAUGGAGAAAACCGACUAAUCAACUGAAACUAAACCAAAAACAAAGAAAAAAAAAAGACAAGUGUGCUUACACAAAAAUAUACAUAUUUUUCAGUUAGGCAACAACAACAACAACAAAAGCAACACAGGAGGCUCGAUAUCAAUUUUUUCAACACUUUACUUAAUAUUCUAAUGUUAAGGUGUUUUCCAAAGCAUCUUUAGCUAUAUUUGCAACGGUAAAGUGCGGGUGCAUAUGUACGGUUAACUUGUCUUGUGCUGUCACUGUGCUAAACUUUAAUUUAGAUUUUAUUCUAUUUUAUAUUUUGUGCAUUUACAAAGCGUGCAGUAAAUUUGUGCUCUCUAUGGAAAAUCGAAAAGUGAAGACCAUAUAACUAAAUGUGCUAACUUUUUUUUUAAGUGGAACAACAAGUUUUUGAAUACUGCAAUGCCAUUUAGUGUCAAUAAAAUACAGAUAAAACAGCGGCAGUUUAGUUGGCAGCUCAGUUCAUAUAAGUUCAUAUUAAAUUCUAAAAGGCUUCGAGUGAAACUAUUAUUUAUUAUGCAAUCGUAAUAAAUAGUAAAUAAUUAAUAAUUUUAAACAGCCAUAUAAUUUAAACUAUUUAUUCUAAUUUAUUAUUUUUGUCUCUCUCUCUCUCGUGCGUAUUCGCUGUCGAAGUGUAGUGUGUGCUGAAAUACUAAGAACUUUCUAUGUCUAAAUCUUAUUCACUUAAAACUGAAUACCGCGCUUUGCUCAAGUGUAUGCAUUUUAUUUGCAAAAUGACCGAAUGCAUUUUAACAUAUUGCUGUGUGCAAUAUCUUUCAUUCAGCAUCACGCAUCACUUGCCAUUUUUAUUAUUUCUAUUAUUUCGCCUACAAAUCUUCGCUUCAUUUUACAUCACUUUAAGUUAGUCAUAAGUUCAUAGUAUUUAUUUUGUGUAUUAUUUUAUUGCCAACAAAAUAAUUUAUUCAAAUGAAGUUAUAAAAAAACGAUUUACCUAUAACCGCUUGAACCUCUUAAUAUUUUUGUUUACAUUAAUAUUAAUUUAAUGCAAGUUUCAUAAAUUUUAUUUUUACAAAACUAAAUGAAAAUAUACAACAAACAUA
Messenger RNA from Zeugodacus cucurbitae (melon fly), 2966 nucleotides. RefSeq names its product ethanolaminephosphotransferase 1. Bases 679 to 1902 code for a protein of 407 amino acids. The transcript is spliced from 5 exons. Gene Ontology annotation, cellular component: endoplasmic reticulum membrane; Golgi apparatus. The record is from RefSeq and is a predicted model, not a curated record. Gene Ontology annotation, molecular function: ethanolaminephosphotransferase activity. Gene Ontology annotation, biological process: phosphatidylethanolamine biosynthetic process. Lineage: Eukaryota; Metazoa; Arthropoda; Insecta; Diptera; Tephritidae.